Messenger RNA from Eucalyptus grandis, 947 nucleotides. Its product is annotated as 60S ribosomal protein L17-2. Gene Ontology annotation, biological process: cytoplasmic translation. Gene Ontology annotation, molecular function: structural constituent of ribosome. The record is from RefSeq and is a predicted model, not a curated record. NCBI's taxonomy places the organism in Eukaryota, Viridiplantae, Streptophyta, Magnoliopsida, Myrtales, Myrtaceae. Gene Ontology annotation, cellular component: cytosolic large ribosomal subunit; ribosome. The transcript is spliced from 7 exons. Bases 122 to 667 code for a protein of 181 amino acids.
GUGAUCAUCCGAAUUUUGAUUUUCAACAGCGCCAGGAUCUCUUAUAAUCGCAAAAACCCUAGCUCGGACUUCCUCAGCAGGCCCCCGGAGCGGAGGAUCGAGUACAGAGCAUCGGGCAACAAUGGUGAAGUACUCGAAAGAGCCGGACAACCCCACCAAGUCUUGCAAGGCAAGGGGCUCCGAUCUCCGGGUCCAUUUCAAGAAUACUCGAGAGACGGCCCAUGCUAUUAGGAAAUUGCCCUUGACAAAGGCUAAAAGUUAUUUGGAGGAUGUUUUGGCUCACAAGCAAGCCAUUCCGUUCCGGCGCUUCUGCAGGGGUGUUGGACGGACUGCACAGGCCAAAAACCGUCAUUCUAAUGGCCAGGGGCGCUGGCCUGUCAAAUCUGCGAAGUUCAUUUUGGAUUUGCUCAAGAACGCUGAGAGUAACGCCGAAGUGAAAGGUUUGGAUGUGGAUACUCUAUACGUAUCUCACAUACAGGUUAAUCAAGCUCAAAAGCAAAGGCGUCGGACAUACCGAGCUCAUGGGAGAAUUAAUCCUUAUAUGUCAUCUCCAUGCCACAUUGAGCUGAUUUUGUCUGAAAAGGAAGAACCUGUCAUGAAAGAGCCUGAGACCCAGCUUGCUCCUAGGAAAUCAAAGAGCGCUCUGCGUAGUGGGGCUUCUUCUUGAAAGUUGGUGCAUUAGGGUGGUUCAGAUUUGAUUAGCCAAAUUUCAUCCUCGGGAUUUUGUUCUCUCUUUGUUGAGUGAGAAUGUGCGAUUUGGAGUAUUUACUAUUUUAGUUUUGUUUCUUGGCAUCCUGGCCGGCAUCUUCCAGCAAACUCAGGUCAUUGAUCAACUGAGGAAUUUUUUGGUUUUCUCGUAAGUUGAAAUUUGAUUUUCAGUUGCAUUUGGAUGAGUGCUUCUUAUGCAAAAGCAUUCGAAGUUUGUGCCUCUUCGUUCUUUUUGCAAA